CACUGUCUAUUUCUCCAUGGAGGAGUGGGAGUAUUUAGAAGGACACAAGGAUCUCUACAAGGACGUCAUGAUGGACACACAUGAAGAGGAUGACAACGUACAACAUGAUCAGAUCACCAAUGAAAACAUCAAGGAUAUAAAUAUCGGUAUUAAAGAAGAGUAUAAAGAGGAGGAAGAUGAUGUGGUAGAGGAACCUUCAGAUGGACACAAGGAUAUUAUGGAUCCACCUAGUACCAGAAACCCACCAGAGAUAAAAGAAGAGAUAAAAGAAGAGAUAAAAGAGGAGGAUGAGGAGUGUAGUGUGAUAGAGAAGCUUUCUGAAGGACACAAGGAUAUGAUGGAGCCACCUAAUGACAGGACCCCCCUAGAGACAUGUCCCCAUCCUCUGUAUUCCCGGCAUUCCACACAGGAAGGUCACACCAUCCAUCACCAUCAUCAGAGUGGAAACCUGAGUGUUCCUGAUGUUCGAGAAGAGAUUAAAGAGGAGGAUGAAGUGAUGGAUGAGUCUGAGUUUCUCAAAUACUUGUUUGAUACCAAAAUGUUGGAGACAUUCUGCUUCAGCAAUCCACCAGAGAGAUGUCCCCGUCCUCUGUAUUCCCGGGAUUCCACACAGGAAGGUCACACCAUCCCUCACCAUCAUCAGAGUGGAAACCUGAAUGUUCCUACAGUUGAUGUUAAUGAAGAGAUACAAGAGAAGGAUGAUGACGGGGUGAUUGAGGAAGUUAACAAAGAUCUGUUCCAGGACACCAUGGUGGAGUCAUCCAGCCAUAGAGAUCCCCCAAAGAGGCCAAGACAUUCCAGGCAGGAGGAUCACAACUACGCAAGAUUUUAUCAGGGUGAAGAUCUGAUGAACACGGAAGUUGAAGGUGAAGUAGAAGAGACGUAUGUGAGGGAUGAUCAGCAGUCUAUGGAGGAGGCUGGAAUAACUGGGACAUUCAUAGAGGAGGACACUCCUACAGAGAUCAGCACAGGUGAGCCAUAAUAUAUUCUUCUCUUAUCUCUGCUCUAUUACUGCUC
Molecule: messenger RNA, 1017 nt
Organism: Rana temporaria (common frog)
Lineage: Eukaryota; Metazoa; Chordata; Amphibia; Anura; Ranidae
Exons: 5
Coding region: 17-982 (321 amino acids)
Source: RefSeq, a predicted model, not a curated record